Messenger RNA from Anopheles aquasalis, 596 nucleotides. RefSeq names its product mitochondrial ribosomal protein S18A (gene mRpS18A). Gene Ontology annotation, cellular component: ribosome; mitochondrial small ribosomal subunit. Gene Ontology annotation, biological process: mitochondrial translation. Gene Ontology annotation, molecular function: structural constituent of ribosome; small ribosomal subunit rRNA binding. NCBI's taxonomy places the organism in Eukaryota, Metazoa, Arthropoda, Insecta, Diptera, Culicidae. The record is from RefSeq and is a predicted model, not a curated record.
CGUUUCCACACAUGUCACUGACAGUUCCGAGCGAACCAAAACACAAAAUCCGGAAAAUGGCCCUCUCGCUUUGGACGAAAUAUUCGAUAAUUACCAAGGCGGCACCCACCGUUCUGCGGAGUUUUUCAUUAUCAUCGAUAAAUAAAUUAAAAGAGAUCAAGGAGGUGAAGGUAAAUGACACGCUGGUGGUGAAGGGAGAGUACGUACCGUCACCGCGCCAGGACACGCUCGUACCGCAGCUAUUGGAGGCACGUGAAUGUGGUGCCAAGUUCUGCCCGCAGUGCACACUUGGAUUAGACAUCAAGCACACCGAUGUACUCAUCCUUAGCCAGUACUUGCGCUCGGAUGGCUGCAUGCUACCGCGGCGAGUGACCGGAUUAUGUAAGCGGCAGCAGCGGCGUAUCGGGGCGAUGGUCACCAUGGCACAGAAGGCCGGCCUCAUGCCGAAUUUGAACCCGGCAUCGAGCAAAAAGGACCCCAAGAAACGGUACCAAUGGAAGAAGUACAACAAAUACUUCGACGAAGACACGAUCAAGUGCUAGGCGAGCGGACAAACAAUAAAUUAGAUUCGUACGUAUGUUGUUUUAGGAGAUAAA